Messenger RNA from Prosopis cineraria, 1623 nucleotides. RefSeq names its product probable xyloglucan endotransglucosylase/hydrolase protein 28. Gene Ontology annotation, cellular component: apoplast; cell wall. The record is from RefSeq and is a predicted model, not a curated record. Gene Ontology annotation, biological process: xyloglucan metabolic process; cell wall biogenesis. NCBI's taxonomy places the organism in Eukaryota, Viridiplantae, Streptophyta, Magnoliopsida, Fabales, Fabaceae. The transcript is spliced from 4 exons. Gene Ontology annotation, molecular function: hydrolase activity, hydrolyzing O-glycosyl compounds; xyloglucan:xyloglucosyl transferase activity. The coding region runs from base 282 to 1286 and encodes 334 amino acids.
AAUCCGCAACACUACACUCUCCUACUUGCCUGCGCUCGCCAAUAAAAUGACCUUCUCUUGCAAGUCUCUUUCUCUCUGUUCUGCCCUUUUCGGCUCUCUCUAUCGCUCAUAGCUGUAGAGAUAGAGAUAUUCCCCUCUUCUUUCCUUCUUCAGCCCCCCCUCUCUGCAUUCUUCUUGUGUCUUGCUUCUUGUAUAUUUUACAUACAGGGAAGAACAUAAAUAUCCACAACAGGAGAAGCCUUUCUUCUUUGAAAAAUCAACCUUAAAAGAAGCAGAAGAGCAUGGGAGGGUUUCGAUUUCAUCUGGGUUUUCUUUUGUUUUGCUCUUUGCUCUUGGUUCUUGCUUCUGGGUCAUCCAGAAAUUUGCCCAUCAUAGCCUUUGAUGAAGGCUACACGCGCUUGUUCGGGGACAAUAACCUUGUUAUCCAUAGGGAUGGUAAAUCGGUUCAUCUUACUUUGGACGAGCGUACAGGUUCUGGGUUUGUUUCUCAUGAUCUUUACCUUCACGGGUAUUUCAGUGCUUCGAUUAAGUUGCCCGCUGAUUACACUGCAGGAGUCGUGGUAGCCUUUUAUAUGUCAAAUGGUGAUACGUUCCAGAAGAACCAUGAUGAAAUAGAUUUUGAGUUUCUGGGAAACAUUAGAGGGAAAGAGUGGAGGAUCCAGACUAAUGUUUACGGUAAUGGAAGCACCAGCGUUGGCAGAGAGGAAAGAUACAAUCUCUGGUUUGAUCCUGCAGAAGAUUUCCAUCAGUACAGUAUUCUUUGGACAGAUUCUCAGAUCAUAUUUUAUGUAGACAAUGUUCCUAUCAGAGAAAUUAAGAGGACAGAGUCUAUGGGAGGUGAUUUCCCUUCAAAGCCAAUGACUUUGUACGCCACAAUAUGGGAUGGAUCUGAUUGGGCUACCAAUGGAGGCAAGUACAGAGUGAAUUACAAGUAUGCACCCUAUGUUGCUGAGUUCUCCAACCUUGUCCUGCACGGUUGUGCUGUUGAUCCGAUCGAGCACACAACCAAGUGUGACAUGGCACCAUGUUCUGAAGCAGUUCCUUCUGGCAUCACACCAGUACAAAGAAUCAAGAUGGAGAAUAUCAGGAAGAAGCACAUGACAUACUCUUAUUGCUAUGACACUGUCAGAUACAAAGUCCCUCCUCUGGAGUGUGUGAUCAAUCCCCAAGAAGCCCAAAGACUCAGGAAAUUUGAUCCAGUCACAUUUGGUAAUGGCCGGCGCCACCAUGGGAAGCGACACCACCAUCAGAGCAGAGGAAGCCAGGCAGAUGCUGCUUCCUUCUGAAGAGAUAUUUGAGGAUUUCCGGGUGAUAAAAGCACAGUAUCUUGCAAUCUUUAUUCUUAUUCAGUUUGAUUUGCCUGGGUCAGCAUUUUCUUAUUAUUUUCUUUGUUGGUGUAUAGAGUGAGAGAGAGGGAGAGAGAGGCAUAGAAUUCCUGAAUAUGAUAGUUUUGAUAUGGUUGCUGCUGGUGGUGGUGGGUGGGUAUGUGUAUAGUCCCAUAUCUUUAAGGCUUCCCAGGUUGUCAUUUGAUGAUGUCUUGUGCUUCACCAAAUUGAAUCUUAUUAUGAUUUAUGUACGUAGGCCACACUUCAGGGUGUCAUUCAAUAAAUUUAUUUACUUUUA